AUGAUGAAACGAGGCGUCGGUAUUGCAUCCCUUGCGGCAGUACUAGUUGUAAUUAUUACUACGUCGUCGCCCCGUCCCGUCGAAUCGGCUUAUUAUCGUAGAUGCCAAUGCGAACCUUUCACGGCGGGGUGCGAGCAGUGUGGCGCAGGACAGUGUUGCAGUAACUGGGGCUACUGCGGGUACGCGGCCGGUUACUGCACGGCUUGUGUAUGUGCUGGUGACGAUGGUCGAGCCAUUGUUUGCGAUCCUUGUCAUUGCCUGCUCACUUGUUCUGCGCCUGACGAAAACCAACAGCUUCUGCUGCCGCCAUCAUCAGCUGCUGGUGAUUAUUCCGGUGCGAAACGGAACGGCACCUAUGCUAGUCAUGAUGUGCUUGAUACAAUAAUGUUCAUAGUCGUCGACGCCGCCUACGACCCAAACCUGGAUAAAAUGGUUUCACCGUCGUCCGACGCCGUCGUUGCAAGCCGCCGGCGGCAUGGUGGUCAUCAGUUUGGCUCCGCUGCAGUAUGUGGACCGCCGCCAUCGAAUGUUUCAACUACCCAUAAUAAUAUUGUUGCCGGCCAAUGCCUACUGAAAUUUACUCUGGAUAGGAAGGAAGGCAUGGCUGCAAGGAAGCCUGGGUUGAUUGCUCUGUUCGACGUUGAUGGGACUCUCACUGCUCCAAGAAAGGCUCUAGUUAGAGGUUACUCCAAAGAUGUUGAAGUUUAUGCAACAACUCCGAAAGGCAUGGACUUGUUCAUACAAUUCGUCCCUCUCUUUCACAUGCCAGAUCUUCCAAAUUAUUUUGGAACUAUCCUGCCUCGAAUGUACUUCGUUUCCACCAAGUUGGCUGCGUGCAAAAUUUCUUAUGAUCUUCACUUUGAAUUGCAGGUAGUUACAGUUGGGGUUGUUGGUGGAUCCGAUCUCAGUAAGAUAUCAGAGCAGCUCGGAAAGACAGUCAUCACCGAUUAUGAUUAUGUCUUCUCGGAGAAUGGUCUUGUAGCUCAUAAAGCUGGAAAUCUCAUUGGCACCCAGAGCUUGAAGUCAUUUCUUGGAGAUGGACAGCUCAAGGAGUUCAUAAAUUUCACAUUGCAUUACAUUGCCGACUUGGAUAUCCCCAUAAAACGGCAAGUCCAGGGAACUUUUAUAGAGUUCAGAAGUGGUAUGCUGAAUGUAUCUCCGAUUGGACGAAACUGCAGCCAAGAGGAAAGGGACGACUUUGAAAAAUAUGACAAGGUUCAGAACAUACGCCCAAAGAUGGUGUCGGUGCUGCGUGAGAAAUUCGCUCACCUUAACUUGACAUUUUCCAUAGGAGGGCAAAUAAGCUUUGAUGUUUUCCCCCAAGGCUGGGACAAGACAUACUGCUUGAGAUAUCUUGAUGAGUUUACUGAAAUCCACUUCUUCGGUGACAAAACUUACAAGGGAGGAAACGAUCAUGAAAUAUAUGAAUCAGAACGGACCGUGGGACACACUGUGACCAGUCCUGAUGAUACAAUGGAGAAAUGUCGAGCUCUGUUUCUUGAUGGCCAAUGAUCUUUCGAUCUUAACGAAACUGCUGCCUCUUUGAGUCAUUUGUUGUGCCUUAAAAGUGUACUCUCAUUUUGUAUUCUAAUACAGUAUACAGACCAUAAUAAGGAGGGUCCAGCUUGAGUGGUUGCUGGUGUUGAAAGAAGAUAUUUGGAGAUCAUUUUCUGAGUCAGGAGUGGCGGCAUGUAAGUUGUAAAAUGCAAUUCUCAACCGAUUAUCUGAUUGAGAAACCAUGGGACAAGCUGCAGAUCAUACUUGCUUAUGGUUUCGAAUUUCCGAUAUUCGUUUUUAUUCCUCAUCAAACGAUUCUUCAGGAAAUUCUAGCUAUUCUGAGCAGGAUAGUGGAGAUUGGAGAAUCUCAUUGCUAUUAUCCAAACAAGCCUGAAACAUAUGCUUGUAUUAACUGUAGAUACUGAUUGGGCUAUUGGUUCUAGUACAUAUUCCACAUUCCUCACAAAUGUUUUCCAAUACUCAUUUUGUGGAACUGGAAGGAACAGCCCAGCUACAUUUAUGCUAUGAAGACAAUGGAAAAAUCCAUGAUGCUAGGUUGAAUUACAUUGUGUUGCACGUAUGGUGGUUCCAAGUAGGUCAGAAGAUGUCAUGCAUUUGCCAAAUCGGCUUUCAAGAACCUAUGGUGAGACCAAUCGGUUUACAAGGACUGAUAACAAGUAGUGACACCAUCAUAUAUUUGCAUAGGUACAACCCCUAAUUCAGCUUGAGAAUUCGAAGCGAAAAAGAGAGCAAACUAAGAAGUAAGAACCCGCUGUGUUAAUCAGUAACUGGUCAAGUUAAGGAAGUCUUAGAAUGAAGUUUAUAUCAUUCGUCCACCAGAUUGACCUGCCGCGAACUGGCCUUCGAGCAGGAGCAGCGAAUGAACUUGAAGCUAGGACAAGCUCAACAAUGUUGUAUAUCAUGAUUCCAACACGUGACCUUCAAGGUGAAAGGAAGCUCUAACACGAACUAAUUCAUCCCGUUAUUGAGGGAGUUGUUGGUUUGCUGCUCUGGACCCAGCAACUGUAGCUACCAUUGUAGAGGAGUUUCAAUUCCUUGUAUCUUCGAAUUGGAGAAGAACAACAAGAGACCUUGGGCUGGAACACCGCCCAACGAAGUGAACGUGCUCUAAAGUAAGAGAAGAACUCCAGCUCUCCCCUCGUCAAAUCGCAAGACAAGAUAGCACACUGAGGACCAAUUGAAAAACAAUGGAAGAAGACAAUUUCCGGGUUAUCUGGAUGCAAAGAAGGGAAAAUAAUGGCAUCAACUUCAUAGUUAGACGUUGAUGUCUUUCGUUCAGGGCCAGCCUUCUCACAAUGUUCAAUGUCAGCCAUCUCUCGGUGCAGACACCUUGGAGUUGUCUUCACCACCCCUUCACGUACCAGCCUCCAAGUUUUAGGGUCUUCUUGCAGUUUCCAAACACUCAAAUCAGCCAUGGAACAAUCAGGUGUGCGUUCCUCUUCAAAUAGAAUCACGUGCAGAGCACCUUGCGAUACCGCAAUAUCCCACUUCGGCGUCACAAGAAGUUCACGAGCAUCAAGGUAAGUGGGACGCAUAUCUAGGCGGAAAGGGUUAAUCACAGCAAUCAAAGGAUAAACAUCACCAUCUUCAUCCUCAUACAAAUCCACGAAGAACAACUCCCCGUUGCAGGAAAGUACAUUUUUCAUUUGGAUUAGAUAAUCACCAUCAAGAACAACAGCCUCCUUCGUCCAUUCUCCAGUCUCGGAACAAAACACAUCUAGCUUUAUACGCAAACCACAUUGACAAAUGCAGACCACCCGAAAUCGAUACUCCGAAUAACAAACAGAUGCUUCGCCAUCUCCCAUAUCAAGAUUGUUAGAAACAGCAGGCUCGCAAACUAACCUUGGAACCACUACCGCGCAUCCCGGUGGAAUUUCAGGCGCCAAAGGAAGUGCGACCCAUUGCUUCGUGAACACAUUGCAUACGAAGUACGAUCUGCUGAAUUCCGCAUCGAUGUCCUCUGGGAAUGUAACCCCGCAUAGAAGCAAGUCCUCGAAGGAAUCCAAGACGGAGAAACGCAGUCCGUCGACAUCAGUUGGCACGGGGAGAAUGGUCGGGAUGAUCGAUUGUGGAUCGUUGGAGGGAAGAAGCAGGGGAGGUCGCUGGUGGUGAGAAACGAAACGACGAUUGAAGCUGGGAUCGGAGAUCAAGAAGCUCCACCGCUUGCUGACGGAUUUGCAGCGGCAGGCUGAUCUAGGGUUCGGGAGGCGGAUCAAAAUCUCCAAGAGGAGAUCGUCUCCCAGUUUGCUGAUCAUCGCAGGAAACAGGAAGAUAACGUCCCCGCCGGAGGAGAAAGGGAUGCGGUGGUUAUGCCGGCUGCUCUCUUCCAAACCUCUACUCCCUAAUCGGAAAUCCGCCGGAGAAGCCGAGAGUGCGAACAGAUCGAAACCCCUAAACCACUAAAUCACCUACAGAAAAAUUGUACAGCGGGCGGUUCAUGCUACACAUUCCUC
Linum tenue is the source of this 3971-nucleotide messenger RNA. Lineage: Eukaryota; Viridiplantae; Streptophyta; Magnoliopsida; Malpighiales; Linaceae. The record is from the annotation of a GenBank genome assembly.